AGCGCGGCCCCGCUCGGAGCCCCCCCGGAGCCGGCCCCGCUCCCCCCCGGGCAGCCGAGCUACGAGCAGCUAAAAGAAGAGAAUGCUAUUUUAAGAAGCAAGAUCAAUAAGCUUCAGAUUCUGUCUGAAACUCAAGCAGACAAAAUGAGGGAGCUUGAGAAGAAGCUUGAGGAAAACAAAAUCAAAGAAGAAAAAGAAGCACAGGAUUUGGAAGCAAUAGUGCAGCAUGUGGAGCAGAAUCUCCAGCUGAUGACUAAACGGGCUGCCAAAGCUGAGAACAGCGCUGCCAAACUGAGACAGGAAAAUGCACAGCUCCAGGCUGAGCUGAGGAAUUCCAGGCUGGAGAACGAGGCGCUGCGGGCGGGCCAGGGAUUGGCCGCAGUCAAGCAGAACGCGGAGGUGGCUCUGCAGCACCUGCUGCAGGUCACAACCAGCUCCCAAGCAUCCAUCAGGCAGCUGCUCUCUGGAGCAGAAUCCCUGCAGCUCGUCGCUGAUCUCCUGAAAUCCAUAGACAGAAUCUCUGAGGUGUCAGAGGAUGGACAGUGAAUGACUCACACAACACAAGGACUUUGUUUUCAUAUGGAAACCAUUACUAAAAAGUUAAUUUUUGAUA
Messenger RNA from Cyanistes caeruleus (blue tit), 613 nucleotides. Lineage: Eukaryota; Metazoa; Chordata; Aves; Passeriformes; Paridae. The record is from RefSeq and is a predicted model, not a curated record.